Molecule: messenger RNA, 1547 nt
Organism: Tachysurus fulvidraco (yellow catfish)
Lineage: Eukaryota; Metazoa; Chordata; Actinopteri; Siluriformes; Bagridae
Gene: cryaa
Product: crystallin, alpha A
Exons: 3
Coding region: 594-1115 (173 amino acids)
Biological process (GO): lens development in camera-type eye; response to heat; protein refolding
Molecular function (GO): protein folding chaperone; structural constituent of eye lens
Source: RefSeq, a predicted model, not a curated record
UUUUUACAUUGUAUUUGGAGUUCUCAUUGUUGCAUACAUUAAUCGUGAGUAGCCUCUUUAUUCUGGCCAAGUGUCAGUGUAGUGCCAGAGAUUAUUCCUGACACCAGUCCACCACAGGGCACAAUACACACUCACCCUUACACAUACAGAGAGCUCAUGCAGCUGAGAACAUGAAUCUGUAAUCAACACCCGGUUGUGGCUUGAGAUGCUUUACCUGCCAAACCAUGACCUAUUCAAAAUUUCCAAAGCCAUUCAAUUUCCAUCUCUCUUCUCUACUUUGUUUUGGCAGCUAGUGCCAGAUUGUCAUCAGUGCCAUUCUGCUGACACUACCAUUCCCACCAUGAUCUCAUGUCAUUCCAGAUGGAUCCAAAUGUAAGCCCCCUUUUCUGGGUCUUUCUGUAUAUAAAGGCAGGUUGUGGCCACAUUUGAGGGUAGUACACACCUUUUGACUUCUCUCUACUCUUGGAUCCUUGCAUAGCUUCCAUUUAUCUUCCUUCAUUUAUUCACCUAACACACACUCUUUUAAAGUGUGUCCAAAGCAAAAGCUCAGAAAUUGGACCAAGACUGCCCAAGCAACAGCAAGCUGAGAAGUUAUGGAUAUUGCCAUUCAGUACCCGUGGUUCAGACGUGCCCUGAACUACCCCCCUCGCCUCUUUGACCAGUUCUUUGGUGAAGGUCUAUUUGAUCAUGACCUUUUCCCUUUUUCUUCCUCUACCAUCAGCCCUUACUAUCGCCAAUCUCUCUUCCGCAGUUUUCUGGACUCCUCCAACUCUGGCAUCUCCGAGGUGAGGUCUGACAAGGACAAGUUCAUGGUUUACCUAGAUACAAAGCACUUCUCCCCUGAGGAGCUCAACGUAAAGGUGGUAGAUGACUAUGUGGAGAUUCACGGCAAGCAUGCAGAGAGACAGGACGACCAUGGCUACAUCUCACGAGAGUUCCAUCGCCGCUACCGUCUUCCCUCCAACGUGGAUCAGUCAGCCAUCACCUGUUCACUGUCAGGUGAUGGCCUGCUCAACAUCUGUGGCCCAAAAACAAGUGGCUCAGAAUAUGGGCAUGGAGAUCGCACCAUUCCUGUCACCCAUGAUGACAAAACCAAUCCUUCCCCUACCUCUUAGACAAGUGGUUGAGGGGAUAUGACCAUGGCUCAACAGGGGUUCAAUUUAAAUCUUUAGAUUAUUAUUAUCUAGUAUAAAAGGGACAAACAGAUUAAGAGGGAUGGAUGGCCACUGUUUGGGAAGUUCAUUCAAAUCUGGCCACUCUAGAAUGUAACCAAAUUUUGGAAGCUGAUUUACUUUUCUCUGAAGAAGUUCAAAAGUUAAAAAAAAUAUGUUUUUCUUUUUUGGUUAAAAAAAAAACUCUGUUAAGUAGGGCUAUGAUUUGCAAGAGGUUCUAUAUACAUCCAACCAUCCUCCUAACUGUUCUUCCUUACCUGUGUCUCAACUUCCUUACUGUGUCUCUUCUAACCUUGUUCUACUGAAACGCCCCUCACCUGAGGCAUGUGCUAAAAUAUGAAUACAAUAAAAUUGUAUUAUUAACCAAAACAAAAA